Nicotiana tabacum (common tobacco) is the source of this 6155-nucleotide messenger RNA. Lineage: Eukaryota; Viridiplantae; Streptophyta; Magnoliopsida; Solanales; Solanaceae. The record is from RefSeq and is a predicted model, not a curated record.
GAGAUACCCUGAACUUAGAGAGACUCCAUUUUUCACGAAGCUUUCACUGCUUCGCGCCUGGGGUCUGCGAACUCCUUCCUGCUCUCCACUUUCAAUUUUGUCGCUGAAUUGAUUGAAUCGUCACAGGCCCAAUGGGGAAGUACAGUUGGAGGGUUAAAAUUGAUUCUUGGGAAUAAUUCAGUAAUUCCGUGAAGAAUGAAAGUAUGAUUUGGAUUAUGAAAGUCGAUGUGCAUUGACUAAAGAAUUACUACUGGAAUUUUUAGCAUGAAGAAUGAAGUAGUAUCUAGCAUUAUCCAAAAAAUACAAAAUCCAACGGUUGCUGAUUACCAAGUCUUGGCAAAUGUUCUCAAAUCUUGUGCUGCCAUAUCAGAUAGAAUAUUGGGGAAAGCUCUGCACAGUUCUGUCAUUAAGUUAGGCCAUCAUUCUUGUCAAUUUGUUACAAAGGCUUUGCUUAAUAUGUAUGCUAAAUGUAAAGAUCUUGAUGAAUGUCAAAAGCUUUUCAGCCAGAUUAAAUACAGUGACACAGUGACAUGGAAUAUUGUGUUGUCUGGCUUUGCUGGUUCGCUGUUUCAUGAAACAGAGAUGACAAGGCUGUUUAAUUCAAUGCAAAGAGCCCAUUAUCCUAAGCCAAGUUCUGUCACUCUUGCUAUUGUUAUUCCUGUGCUUGCCCGCUCUGGAGCUUUGGGUGCUGGAAAAAGUGUUCAUUGUUAUGCGAUAAAGCACGGAUUGGAUUGUAAAACGCUGGUAGGAAAUGCUUUCUUAUCCAUGUAUGCAAAAUCUGGGGAUAUUUCAGAUGCAGCUGCUACUUUUCAUGGAAUUUCUGACAAAGAUGUUGUUUCAUGGAAUGCAAUGAUUGCAGGUUUCAUCGAGAAUAAGCUUACGGAUAGGGCUUUUGAAUUGUUCAGGUUGAUGUUGAAAGCUUCCAUUCUACCUAAUUAUGCAACUAUUGCAAAUAUUCUUCCUAUCUGUCCUAGCUUAGGAGGGAUAGCUGGUUACCACUUCGGAAGGCAGAUACAUUGUUAUGUUUUUCGACGGACUGAGCUGCUAUCGGAAGUUACCGUCAUCAAUGCUCUUUUGAGCUGCUACUUGAGGGUUGGAAAUUUCGAAGGAGCAGAGACUUUAUUCCGGAAUAUGAAAUGUAAAGAUCUGGUAUCUUGGAACUCAAUAAUUGCUGGAUAUGCAGCUAAUGGUGAAUGGUUGAGGACACUGGAUUUUUUCCGUGAAUUCACUAAAGAGGAGAUGAGUGGACCAGACUCUGUUACUCUUAUGAGCAUUCUUCCUGCAUGUCCACAGCUCAAUAACGUAUUGAUUGGGAAGCAAAUCCAUGGCUAUAUAAUUCGUCACCGUUUCCUCCAUCAAGAUACCUCUGUGAUUAAUGCCCUUAUAAGCUUUUAUGCAAAAUGUGGAAACACCAAAGAAGCAUGUCACACAUUUUCAUUAACUUCUAACAAAGACUUGAUAUCAUGGAACACUAUGCUUGAUGCCUUAGCAGAAAACCAACUUCACGAAGAAUUUACUAACUUGUUAAAGGGGAUGUUCGAAGAGGGGAUGGGAGCUGACUCCAUCACAUUAUUGACUGUGGUGCGCUAUUUUGCUAACAUUUCCAGAAUGGAUAAGGUCAAAGAAGCACAUGGUUUUUCAGUAAGAUCUGGUAUCUUGCUAAGUGAUACUGAACCUACUCUCGCUAAUGCCUUACUUGAUGCAUAUGCAAAGUGUUGCAAUUUAAACUAUGCUAACAAAAUAUUUGAGAGUUUAUCAGGAAACAAGAAUGUAAUCACGUGCAACUCGCUUAUAUCAGGGUUUGUGAAUUAUGGUUUGCAUGAAGAUGCCCAUAGCAUAUUCAAGAGGAUGACCGAGAGGGAUCUUACCACGUGGAAUUUGAUGGUUAGAGCUUAUGCUGAAAAUGAUUGUCCUGAUCAAGCAGUAAGUCUGUUUACCGAGUUACAGCAUCACAAACUGAGGCCUGAUGCCAUGAGCAUUUUGAGCCUCCUUCCUGUUUGUGCUCAAAUGGCCUCAAGCAACCUGCUGAAGCAGGGCCAUGCAUAUGUGAUUAGGUCUUUUCUAGAUGAUGUUUAUGUCAUCGGAGCUCUCAUAGAUGUAUAUUCAAAAUGUGCCACUCUAGGGUAUGCAUACAAGCUUUUCCAAUCAUCUCCUGCCAAAGAUCUUGUUAUGUUUACAGCAUUGGUUGGAGGAUACGCUAUGCAUGGAAUGGGAGAAGAAGCACUUGGGAUAUUCUAUCAUAUGCUUGAGCUGGACUUCAAACCAGAUCAUGUUAUAAUAACUACGGUGCUGUCUGCUUGUAGUCAUGCUGGCCUUGUGGAUGAAGGAUUGAAGAUCUUUGAUUCAAUGGAAAAGACGCACCAAAUCAAACCUAGCAUGGAGCAUUAUGCCUGUGUGGUGGAUCUACUUGCACGUGGAGGCCGAAUCAAAGAUGCAUUUUCCUUUGUGACCCGGAUGCCCUUUAAGGCCGAUGCCAAUAUAUGGGGAACGCUUCUGGGAGCCUGUAAAACCCAUCAGGAGGUUGAAAUAGGCCGUGCUGUGGCAGAUCGCUUGCUUCAAGUCAAUGCUAAUGAUAUCGGGAAUUAUGUAGUCAUGUCAAAUCUGUAUGCUGCAAAUGCUAGAUGGGAUGGGGUCCUAGAGAUAAGGAGGUCUAUGAAAAUGAGAGAUCUUAAAAAGCCAGUUGGUUGCAGUUGGAUUGAAGUGGAACGAAAGAAAAAUGUGUUUGCUGCUGGUGACUAUUCUCACCCACAGCGAAGAAUGAUAUAUGAAACAUUAAGAAUCUUAGAUGAACAAAACAAAGAGCUAUAUGAGUAUGAGUUAUAGCCUCCUAAUAUUUUACUUGUGUGAAGUAUUACAGAGAUACUGUAUCACCAAAUUAUGCUAGAAAGUGGUCCACCUUUCUCUUGCAGCUUUUGAUAUUGAUCAGUUCAGUACCCUGUUCUUUCCCAGAGAGGUCAACGUCUAUAUUGGCAUGCAAGUGUCUUCUUGCUGGUGGGGCAUUUAUACUCUUUUCGUUCUUUUAAAGGAGAAUCUGAUCUCGCCGUAAGCUAUCUAGUCAAAACUCUAGUCAAAACAUUCCCAGCUCCAGUGGCCUAAGGAGAAGAGCAUGGGGCAAUUCAAGUUUCGGAGCUCAUGACUUAUGAGAAUAUAAAUACCUAUUUAAUCAUUUUGUCUACAGUUGAAUGAUGUCUGGUUUCCUGAGUGCUGGAAAAGGCUGAGCUCUAAGUUGGGUUUUCUGAGAAUGCUGUUAAUUCAGUGGCGUAAUGCAGAAUGCAAACAAGCUGACAUGGGAGCCUUAUCAGGAAAAAAAACAAACAAGCUGAAAUGGGAAAAUAUUUAACUCAUGUGAAUUUGGUGCUGUUUCUCUUGGUCACUGGCAUACAUGUUGAAUGCUGUUAGUGAGCAGUUUAGUAAGAAUUUUGUCAUCGGUAUACCUAUUGGUUUUUGUCUUAGUUCUUUUUAGGACUACGUCGUGUAUUUACCCGAUUGGAUUAGUUCUGAAAUUUCUGUGCAAAAGUUUAGUUUGAGCUUGUGUUUACUCGGUUCAAGUUCAUUGAGCAUGGAGGUUCAAAGCUUUAAGCAGAUUUUUCUCAAAUGUUAGAACAAGAGAAUUGUUAUUCCUGUUUGAUAGUUUAGAGUCUUUUAUUAACUGGUCAUGGAAGAUUUAAUUGUAUUCUCUGUGUAUGUGUUUAUAUUUGUGCUUACACCUGUUGACAUAAAAAAGAACAAAAUAAACCUAAAUUCGUUGGCUUUUGUUUGAAUAAGGAGCAGUUUAUUCAUGAGAGAAGUUGCUUGUAAUCUUUAAGUUUUCGCCUUUGUGAUGUUGUUUUUCCUAUCUCCAGUCACUUUUCCUCUCACCUCAAAAUGGUAGCUUCAGGGUUUCAGCUUCUGCAGUUCCGCUUGGGUCAGGUUGGGCAGGUUGAGCUAUCCCAUACUUUAGCCCAUUCUACACCCCUAAUAUUUUAUUUGUUUUGAUGUUAAAAUGAAGAUGUACAAGUAGUAGACAGGACGGUUAAUUUCAAAUGAAGAUGUACAAGAAGUAGACAGGACGGUUAAUUUCCUUAGUUCUUUGCACAUGUAGUUAGCUGUGGACUGUGGUAAGAUGCAUACUGUUGGGGUUGUACUACUUAUCCAUUGCACUCUCUUGGGUUCUUCAAUAAAAUUUUCAAUACAAUUUCAAAAAUAAUUUGACCCAACCCACUCAUUCUACACCCCUGAUAUUUGAUUUGUUUCAGUUCUAAUGUAUUCUCUGUAAAGUCAUCUUCUCAAUUUUUCUUUGUUUUGGUAUGGCCUUUACUGUGAAAAUGGCCAUCUUUUAUUUGAUAUUUCUAGGCGAAGUUUGUCAACUUCUAAUGUUGAACCUCAAUAUGAUGGAGGGAUUUAAAAAACCACUGAUUGUCAGCCGCUGUUUCUAUUUGUUUGCCUUAAUAUUAUUUUUUUUAUUGCGAUUUGAGCUUUAACACAUCAUGCCUCAGAGCUGUAGUGUGCUUUAACAGUUUGUUCUACUCUGGAAAGCUGCAAUUUUUUCUGAGGAAGAAGCAGAGUCUUGGAUGACGAAAAGCUGGCUGGAGAAUGCCCAUCUUUACUGUGAAAAUCUCAUCUUAUAAUUGCUUGAUUUUUACAUCCAAAGAUUGGUAUCUUUUUUAUGUUGAGCUUCAGUGUGAUGGAGGAAUGAAACUGUCAAUUGCUUUUCUUUGUUUUAUUUGCUUUUAUUUGUGAUGUUUUUUGGAUUGUAAUUCGAGCUUUAACACGUCAAUAUUCCUGUGGUGUAGUGUGCUUUCAAGGUUUGUUUUACUCCAGUAAAAUUUCAAUCUUCACUGAGGAAUAAAAAUAUAGAAUCUUGGGUGAUAAGAGUUUCUAGAGAAAGGGAGCAAAUAGUUCUGGUGAAGCAUGCACGGCGGAAUGAAAAGGCUGCCCCUGAAAUUCUUCAAUUUGAGACUGCUUUGAUUCAGAGAUCUGGAGAAAAGAUUCAACUGAUGGAAGAAACAGUGGAGAAAUUUUCAAAAGAUGGUGGUGAUAUAUUCGCUGUCUCUUUACCAGAUGGAUUUGGAUAGAACCCUGUUUCUGCUAAGAUCAUACUUACGAAUCCUCUCCAAAAGAUUGAAAACUAUGCAUUUCACAUACAAAAGCUACCGAGUAGUGGAAUCGUAUAUCUUAAGAACAGAAAUUUGCUGUCAGGUUUUGUUGGAAUUGAGAAUUGAUCUCACAGGUUGUCACCUUCAACAAGCCUCACCUGUGGUUGAAGCCCCUGUUUUGUGCACUGCCUUCUAUUCUCAUGUGAGAAAUGUGGAAGAGACACAAUACAAUCAAACAUGGAGGCAAGAUCUCUUUCAAAAGAUUAGUUCGUGAAGUUGCUACCACAUUGCAUAGAUUGCUCAUUGUUCGCUAUCCUCAUUUGGUGAAUAUCCCUAUGAAUUGGCCUGAAAUAAUGCACCAUCUUGAUGCUUACAUUCCUCGAGUUAAAUACACAAAAGUUAGCUGAACGCCACUUCCUUCAGGCUGGUACAAGUGUAACGCUGAUGAGGCAUGUAGCAAUAAUCCAGGUUUGAGCUUGUUUCAGUUUUAUUUUAGAGACUUGGUGGCGGAUCUUGUUCAUGCGAAUGCCAAGAUAAUUGAUGAUGGCAAAAAUGUUCAAGCGGAGGAUAUGCCAAUUGUGGAAGCUCUGAAAUAUUGUAGGGAUUCUCAUUUCACUCCUACAAGUAUUGAGACCGUCUCUUUUUGCUAUUGAAGAAUAUCAUCGAAGGGAGCUGGGCUACCAUGUGGAGUAUGGCACUUUUAAUUGAUGAAAUAAAUUACAUGAAGAGGGACGCACAAAUUCAGUUCCAACAUACCUUGCGUGAAGGUAACCAGCUAGCGGAUUACAUUGCUAACUUGGCGUUUGACCUCCAGUCACACGCUAGGCGACUGCUUAAUUUGGACAAGCUCACUGUCAAUUAAUUUGUGCAAGAGUUGUAAGAAGAUGAUGAUAUUAGGAGGUCAUGCGUUAUUUGGUUCCUUUGGGAUAUUAUUCAAGGGGGAAUUUCAUCAAAGUUUGAUGUUUCUGCAUUUGGUUUCAACUGGAUACAUGCUGAGCUUUACACUGCCAAUUUGGCCUUUGUUAUAUAGUUUAUCAUCUUGUAUUUGCAUCUUAUAAGUUCUAAGUUGCUAUUUCGUUA